Danio rerio (zebrafish) is the source of this 2076-nucleotide messenger RNA. The record is from RefSeq and is a predicted model, not a curated record. Lineage: Eukaryota; Metazoa; Chordata; Actinopteri; Cypriniformes; Danionidae.
CAAUAUACCUAAGGUCAGUCCGCUAUUCACAGCCAUGCAUCUCAUAGUCAUUCAGACAGCCUGAAAGCAGAGUGCAAUCAAAGGAGAGCGUAGAGAAAGAGAAAAACAAGGUAAAGAAAGGUCCAGCGGAGGAGCUAUGGAGGAGGACAUCAGGAGAAAAGGGAUGCUUUACUUUCAUCAGCAGCGCUUCGGCAAGAGAUGGAGGAAAGUGUGGUGUGUGUUGGUGGCGGAGGGCAGGCGCAGUGUGGCUCGACUGGAGCUUUAUGAGCACAAACACUCCUCCUUCAAACAGGGCACCAACAAACGAAAACCCGAUUACAAACAGGUGAUCCGCCUGCGAGAAUGCAUUCGCAUUUCCAACUGCGACAUGGCGGAUUGUCCGAAAGACUGUGCCGCUUUUCUGCUCGAGACCUCUGACAAACUAUACGUGUUUGCGGGUCUGCAGUCAGAGGUGAAGGACUGGAUCAGCAGUCUCUGUCAGCAGGCCUUUCGUGAUGUGGAGGCUGAGCAAAGAUCACAGAGAGAAAGAUGCGUCUGUUCUGAAGCUCCAGGCACUUCACAUGUCAGAGAAAUGCAGGACAAUUCGCUCUAUGAUACAGCGGAGAACGGUACGAUGAUUUUCUCACACUCACACUACUGCAAAAAAAGAGAUUUUUAUGAUGGUUUAAAAAGCUGUUCACAAAACACAAUAUAUUCCUUUUCUUCUUUCUUUUGUAUUGCAGUUCGAGAUGUUCUGGUCAUAGCAGUAAGCACAGAAGCUGCAGUUCGGUGUGGUCUGUAUGGUGAAUACGUCCUCACUCCUCUACAGGACUGUAUAGUCCUGAAGGAUCUGAAAUCGAAGCAAGUGCUUUUUAAAUGGCCGUACUGCUAUGUAAGGAAGUUUGGACAAGAUACGCUGUCUUUCUCCUUUGAGGCUGGCCGCAGAUGUGAGUCCGGAGAAGGGAAUUUCGAGUUUGCAACCCAUCAGGGUGAAAGACUGUUCAAUGCUGUCAGUGCAGCCAUCCAGAAUCUACCCAGACCAUCCGAAACGAAACCUAUCAGCCUUGACCAAGCAGAACAAACUAGAGCUCAAGAAACCACGGCUGGAACAUACAACGACACCAUAGGAAGUCAACCGUAUGACUUUUUACUUGAGGGCAAGACGCAGAAACCAUCAAAAAUGCUCAACCCAGCUAGAAGGAGCUUUUCUUUGAACUCAAUAGAGCCACAGAUCGAAAGUCAAGAGAUAAGCGACAACUUCAACCCUGAGAAUCAGGAACCAGUCUACGCCAGAGUGUCAAAAACUCAGCAAAAAACCACUUCCCCGACCAACUCUCAAAUGCACUGGCAAAACUUGAGAACAGCUCUCCAGCAGUCUGCGUUUCUAACAGAUGCUUUUAAAAGCGACCCCGAUGUUUUGCCUGAUUUACCAAUUUCUUGGGAUGGCUAUGAAGAGACAGAGAUAUCUGAAGAUUGCAUCGAUUUUUUGGGUGACUCCAUCCAGCAAUUAGCAAUUAAUGACGCAUUGCAGACCACCAGUGAAGAAGCAAUUUAUGCAGAUCCACAGGAUGUCCAGGACGACGCUGAGUGGGAUGUCAGUGGUGUGUACGAUGAACCAGAGGAGGUCAUGAUGGCUAAUCAGAGAGCUCACGAUGGGGCAAAUCACCUAGCCGAGCAGGACAACUUCUACAGUCCUGACACGAGUGAAACACAGGCCACACACUCUCCCUCUGAUCUAGCUGAAAAUUCAGAUGCCAUGUUCUCAAUUUAUGACAAUUUCAGAUUGAAGGGGAAGCGAAUGUAAUAUGGCGCUAUUAUUUCUCAAUCUUGCUAAGUAAUUAAUAGUCAAUUACUUGAACUCUGUCUGUAAAUAUACACUCACUGGCCAGUUUAGGUACAUCUUACUAGUACUGUGAUGGACUCUUUUUGCAUUCAGAAAUGCCUUAAUUCUUUGUGCUUUAAAUCUCCAAUUCCAGCACAUCCUAAAAGUGCUCUAUCAGAUUGAGAUCUGUUGAAUGUGAGGCUAUUGGAGUUUAGUAAACUCAUUGUCGGGUUCAAGAAACCAGUUUGAGAUGAUUUGGGCUUGCUUGAAUUAGC